AUGUCCCAAACGGUGGAAUUGUACAUUUACGACAUUUCUCAAGGAAUGGCAAGAACUAUAUCCCAAAUGUUAAUCGGCAAACAAAUAGAUGGUAUUUGGCACACAUCGAUAGUCGUUUUCGAUAGGGAAUACUUCUUCGGGUCCGGAGGUGUAGAAAGCUGCAAUCCUGGCACUACCUUGUUGGGCACACCGUUAGAAGUGCAAAAAUUGGGUGAAACCCAUGUACCAUAUGGUGUAUUUUAUGAAUAUUUAAACGGUCUUUCUACAACUUCUUACAUAAGCUCAUCCUAUGAUCUCUUUAAACACAAUUGCAACAAUUUCACUGAAGAAAUAGCUCAAUUUCUUUGCGGAACAAGCAUACCAAAGUAUAUUUUGGAUUUACCGAACGAGGUUUUACAAAGUAGCCUGGGUGCGACGUUGUCACCUCUGAUAGCACAAUUGGAAAAAAGCGCGCGUCCGAUAGCGGAAGAGCAGAGAUCUGUCCCAAGAGACGAAGACUUUGAACAGUUGAACUCGCAGAUUGAAGAAGCAAGAUAUAACUCCUUUCUACUGGAAGAAAGACGCAAAACAAUCAAAGAAAAAUUAGCGAAAAAGGAGCGCAAAAGGGAGAAGAAAAGGAAGAAAAUCCUUAAGGAAGGGGGAACAGUACCGUCAGAUCUGCAAGAAGAAAACACGAUGACCGACACUGAAGCAGUCAAUGGCGCCGAAAGUCUGCCUUCUGACCAAGUUUUGGCCAUGGAAGAGGAGGAAAGGAAGGAGGACGAGGAGAAAAAAAAAUCCAGGGAACCCCCGAUUGUUUUCAAGGACUUAAUAGACGUCAAGGCGGAAUUUGACGCUUUGGUUGGGUUGAUCGACGGUAAAUUAUCGCCGGACGAGCAGAGAUCAACCGAAGAACUGCAGCAGUACAUGAUUGGCGGGGAGGGGAGUUGGGCUCUGAGCGACGGAUUUUUGGACUAUCUAAAUCGGUUGUUGAACGAUAAGGAACUCCCAGUCGAUGUGAGGAUAAAAAUUCUCAACAUUUUGGCAGCGGCAGCUUUGAAAGACGACAUUAUCUUGGUACUACACGGCGACAGAAAAGACCAUGUUAUCAUGAAUUAUGCCUUUGAACUUGACCGCCAUACGCAACCUGAACAAGAAGCAGUCGCGUUAUUCAUUGCGAACAUGUUCGAAAACUUGAGCUCUUCCGAGUGGCUCAUGUACAUAUCAGAGUGGACUUUUAAUGGUCAGCAAACCAGCAACAUCAGGGUUACCACCAAAGUGGCAGUGCACUGUCUACUGUCAGAUGUUCCAGUACUACAGGACAGAGGUGCUGCCAUCAUCCACAACUUGGCCUGCAAGGAGAAAAUGUUCAAAAAUUUUCGAAUCCGCCAGCGUUUACCCAAAGGCAGCCUAUCCAAGGUGUUUGAUGAUGUGGCUGUUGAGCUGACAAUGGCUCUGCUCCAAUAUUUCAACUCAAAGCCUUCAGAAGAGCAACUUUACAGGUGCAUGAAGGCUUUGGUUAAAUUCACGCAAAUAUCGGGCCAGGAGGUCCCGCAAUUAAUCCAAAUGAUCGGUCCUGACCCCAGAAGUUUCAAAGGAACCAGCGAUAGAUUGGAUGAGCUCAUUCAACAAGUAUCUGUCAAGCUACACUAA
Messenger RNA from Brassicogethes aeneus, 1632 nucleotides. Lineage: Eukaryota; Metazoa; Arthropoda; Insecta; Coleoptera; Nitidulidae. The record is from the annotation of a GenBank genome assembly.